Apodemus sylvaticus (European woodmouse) is the source of this 2927-nucleotide messenger RNA. It is a transcript of the gene Tab1, whose product is annotated as TGF-beta activated kinase 1 (MAP3K7) binding protein 1. Gene Ontology annotation, cellular component: cytosol. Bases 50 to 1558 code for a protein of 502 amino acids. Gene Ontology annotation, biological process: protein dephosphorylation. The record is from RefSeq and is a predicted model, not a curated record. Gene Ontology annotation, molecular function: protein serine/threonine phosphatase activity. Lineage: Eukaryota; Metazoa; Chordata; Mammalia; Rodentia; Muridae. The transcript is spliced from 11 exons.
CCACCCAUCCGCUACUCCGAGAGACUGGCGCGCCGCGGGGUCCUCCAAGAUGGCGGCGCAGAGGAGGAGCCUGCUCCAGAGUGAACAGCAGCCAAGCUGGACAGAUGACCUGCCGCUCUGUCACCUCUCCGGAGUUGGUUCAGCUUCCAACCGUAGCUACUCUGCUGAUGGCAAGGGUACUGAGAGCCACCCUCCGGAGGACAACUGGCUCAAGUUCAGAAGCGAAAACAACUGCUUCCUGUAUGGGGUCUUCAAUGGCUAUGAUGGCAACCGCGUGACCAACUUUGUGGCGCAGAGGCUCUCUGCAGAGCUCCUGCUGGGCCAGCUCCAUGCUGAACACACUGAGGCGGACGUGCGGCGGGUCCUGCUGCAGGCCUUCGAUGUGGUGGAGAGGAGCUUCCUGGAGUCUAUCGAUGAUGCCUUGGCUGAGAAAGCAAGCCUCCAGUCCCAGCUGCCAGAGGGUGUGCCCCAACACCAGUUGCCACCUCAGUAUCAGAAGAUCCUUGAGAGACUCAAGGCACUGGAGAGGGAGAUUUCGGGAGGGGCCAUGGCCGUUGUGGCAGUCCUUCUCAACAACAAGCUCUACGUUGCCAAUGUUGGUACGAACAGGGCCCUUCUGUGCAAAUCGACAGUGGAUGGGUUACAGGUUACACAGCUAAACAUGGACCACACCACCGAGAACGAGGACGAGCUCUUUCGUCUUUCGCAACUGGGUUUAGACGCAGGAAAGAUCAAGCAGGUGGGUGUCAUCUGUGGACAAGAGAGCACCAGGCGAAUUGGGGAUUACAAGGUCAAAUACGGCUACACUGACAUCGACCUGCUCAGCGCUGCCAAGUCCAAACCCAUCAUUGCAGAGCCGGAAAUCCACGGCGCACAGCCUCUGGAUGGCGUGACGGGCUUCCUGGUGCUGAUGUCGGAGGGGCUCUACAAGGCCCUGGAGGCAGCCCAUGGGCCUGGGCAGGCCAACCAGGAGAUUGCCGCGAUGAUUGACACCGAGUUUGCCAAGCAGACCUCCCUGGAUGCGGUUGCCCAGGCUGUGGUAGACCGUGUAAAGCGUAUCCACAGUGACACCUUUGCCAGUGGUGGGGAGCGUGCCAAGUUCUGCCCACGACAUGAAGACAUGACCCUGCUGGUGAGGAACUUCGGCUAUCCAUUGGGUGAGAUGAGCCAGCCUACACCAACCCCAGCCCCAGGGGGCCGUGUGUACCCUGUUUCUGUGCCCUACUCAAGUGCCCAGAGCACCAGCAAGACCAGUGUGACUCUGUCCCUCGUCAUGCCUUCUCAGGGCCAGAUGGUCAACGGUUCGCACAGUGCCUCCACCCUGGACGAAACCACUCCCACCCUCUCUAACCAGAGCCCCACUCUGACCCUACAGUCCACCAACACCCACACGCAGAGCAGCAGCUCCAGCUCUGACGGGGGCCUCUUCCGCUCCAGACCAGCCCACUCACUUCCACCUGGAGAAGAUGGUCGUGUCGAGCCCUAUGUGGACUUUGCUGAGUUUUACCGACUCUGGAGUGUGGACCACGGCGAGCAGAGCGUGAUGACGGCACCUUAGUCUAGCCUCAGAGUGCAGCCUUGGCACAGCUUUGUGUAGACACAGAGGGCCAGUGCCAAAGCAAGGCAAGCUUCUUGACCUGUGCAGGUGCCAUGGAACCAGCGGGCAGUGAGUCACUGAUGUGCUGCAGGUUCGACCCACAGCCCUUGGCUGCAGCCUGAGUACAGACUGCAUUGCUGGUCCACACAGGAUGCUGGAGUCCAGACCACAGGCAUCCUUAGCCAGGGCCAACUGGGAAAGCUGCAGGUGGCUUGUAGACAUCAAGAGUGCCUACUGACAUGUUCAGAGAAUAGCAAGAAGCUGUCCUGUGGACCCCAGCUACCGCAGGCCAGACAGACACGGCUCUCUUGAGACUGUUCGAGACUGUUGAGACCUGCCUCAACUUCCCUUGGAAUAGCUGUGGCCUCUGGGUUUACCUCUGGGUUGUUAUCCCUUCCCACUUUUCAGCCCAAACUCCUAGAUCCAGAGCAGAGAAUGAUGGGAGUGGGUGCCUGUCACUGGAUGUCACUGGAAAAGUCCAGGGAAGCAGAGGGGCCUGUAACUGCCACAGGGGAGCAGGACAGGAAGGACCAGAGAGAGCUGGCCAAGGAAUGUUAGUCCUGGGCUGCAGGUCAGCCAGCUGGCAGCUGAGCUAACUCAAGAGAGCUGGCUUCCCAACAGGGUGCAGAUGGUAGGCCAGGCCCACCCAGCAACCUAAGUGUAUGCUUGUGCUAGAUCCUGCCCUAGGGUGGGGCAAGCCUUCCUCCCAGCUGGUACUGGGAAGCUGGUGAUAGGGAGUGCUGAGGCCACAGCCUUCACUCAUGCUGACUGGAAGCUAGUUGGCCGGGCUCUGCUGAGAGGAGUGGAAGAGGGCUGUGGGAAGGACUAGGUUGAGUCUUGCCCACUUAGAAGACCAAGGGCAUCGGGUGAUGAUGCAGACAUGCAGGGGAAAGACUGUCGGUCAGGCCCUAACCAGGACCUGCUCACACAUGUUCUCUACCUCCAGACAGGAGGGUUACCACAGCUGCCUGCAGUGUGGCCGCCCCUAUGCUGAGGAGGAAGCAGGCCGGGUGCUCCCCUUACUGAGCUCUUCCACCAGGAUUGGAGUCCGAGCUCAAAUCUGCAGCCUCGUAUGCUGCUGGCAAAGGCUAGUUCAGAGCACUUCUCAGACUCCAUUUCCCUAAAGUGAUGCUGCUUGCUCAGUGCUGAGGAGAAACCCUGGGGUGGUGGGAAGAAGAAGCCUUCCUGCCCUCCGCUAGGAAGUCACCUCUGCCCUGCAGGCGAGCAGCUUCCAGCUGAUGCACAAAGACUUGGGACAAAGGAGGUCCUCCCCAAGGAAUGUGGUGCUGUUUGGUCUCUAGAAAUAGAACCAUAUUCUUAAUGCAGUAAA